Molecule: messenger RNA, 8085 nt
Organism: Orcinus orca (killer whale)
Lineage: Eukaryota; Metazoa; Chordata; Mammalia; Artiodactyla; Delphinidae
Gene: PBX1
Product: PBX homeobox 1
Exons: 10
Coding region: 1939-2979 (346 amino acids)
Biological process (GO): embryonic organ development; neuron development; animal organ morphogenesis
Cellular component (GO): nucleus
Molecular function (GO): DNA-binding transcription factor activity, RNA polymerase II-specific; RNA polymerase II cis-regulatory region sequence-specific DNA binding
Source: RefSeq, a predicted model, not a curated record
AAAACAUGCUUUAAACUGCCACAGAAUGAAGCCUGCCUUGUUUAAUGUGUUGUGUGAAAUCAAAGAAAAAACAGGUGUUUCAGGCUGUGAUAUCUUGGUAACUACAGCUGCAGAUUAACUUCCUAGAGGCUUAUACGAAGGAGAGAAUCUCCCUAGUGGCUUCCAUUUGGUCUUAAGUAUGCAAAGAUUGGUUGUCUUUUCAAGAUCCCACUAGAAUAUGUCUUCUCCUCACUUAUGUUGACUUACGUCACCUCCUGAAUGUUGGCUUUCCUAAGUGAGGGUCAUGGAAGCUUGACUGUUUUUAAGUAAGUUUGACCAGAUAUUUUUGAGUGCCAUCAUUUCUGGAGAUAUUGGGCAAAACUCUUAUGUCCCACAGGUUGAAAAGUGAAAAAGUUAAAAAUGAAUUCCUGUCCUGGUUGGGUUUAAUUUUUCAACACCAGUUAGACAUUUCAUUUUAGACCUUCUGGAGGGCAUGAUGAAAUUGCAGAGUUGUAUACUAUUUUAGCCCAUUCAUUGCUGUAGCAUAUAUUUAUGAAACUUCUCUGUAUAAGGCAUGAAAGACACCGAGGAACACAAAUGUGCCAGCGGUGGGCCUUAACCUCAAGGAACCUACAGCCCAGUAAGGGGCCGGUAUCAUGGUCAUGAUCUUUGUAACAUGGGCAGCUGACUUGCUUCCAAAGCCCUCUGCCCAAGACAGGACUCUGUUGCUUACGGCCAGGAGUGUAUCUGAGAAUGUCAUUCCGACCCAAAGUUCUUGAACAUGCAGGGUGAUACACGUGGCAGAACGCUUUCUUUCUUUCAAAGGGUGCUGAUUUUUACUUCGGCAGCCUGAGAAAUGUUCUGUGUUUGAGUCCUCACAUAGCUGGCCUUCUUGCUUUUCGCUAAACCCUGCCUCUGCUUUCCUUUCCUUUCUGCUUCCCCUUUCACUCUCUUUUGUUCCCUUCCUCCCCUUCAAUGGGGCAUCCCCCAGACCCUCAAAUCACUAUUUGCCCAACCUGUGACCUGAGACCACUUGGCAUUUCCCUGGGAUGGCUGGAAUUUACCGCCCGCCGAAGAGGCAUCUGUGACAUUUGCUUACCUGGGCGGCUUAAGCUACAGGGUCCGCGUGGAGGGACUGCUGAGAGGAAGUGUGAAAUUUACCUCUGUGCGCCAGGGUUCUCGCCAGCAGGGAGACAAACAAGGAUGCUUUUGAGAAGCUGGAAUUAAUUUUUAUCAGGGUAUGCAUAUAUAGUUCUGUAUAUUCACACACACAUUUAUUAUGUAUUCAGUAAAUGCAUGUAGACAAUUUGUGCAUUAUCUGUCAUUUUCUAGUCAUUAUUUUAACAAAUUAAAUUUUCAUGGUUAGCUUCAUCUUUCACAUUCAUACCCUCCCCUUGCACAGCUCCCUUCUUUCCCCCCCUGCUGGUAGAAGACACUGGGUUAACUUGACGCUCUUUGAGGCCUUGUGCCAUUAGACCUACUGUCUCCUUAAGGUUUAUGGGACUCAGGUGAUGGCUUUCUCGCUGUGGCUGGCUCAGCCAGGCCCAGCUGUUCUGCUGGUGAGGAAAUAGCUGCUUGUCUCUUUGGAUCAAACUGGUCUAGGAGCUUGUUCAAUCCAGUUACUGGGACAGGCCAGCCCUGGAGGCUUCUCCUACUCUUGGAACACACAGACGCACAGUCUGUCUGUCCUGGCUGUCAGCCGAGGAAGGGAGGCAGGCAGUGUAGAUGGUUAAGCUGUUACUUUAUACUCAUGUUUACCCUAUCCAAGUGAUUUGAAGGGAAGACUGCCGUGGGCCCCAGGCUGGGAGAAGAGUGGUGGUGGGUCAUCUUAGCAUGAAGCUGAACGGAAAACGUCAGCGGAAGUGAUGCCCCUUUUCCCCUUUGGAGCAGGAAAUUCUUCUGUGCGCAGUUUUGAGUAUCCGGGGAGCGCAGGAAGAAGAGCCAACAGACCCCCAGCUGAUGCGACUGGACAACAUGCUGCUGGCGGAGGGGGUGGCCGGGCCAGAGAAGGGUGGCGGCUCGGCCGCGGCGGCUGCGGCGGCGGCAGCUUCUGGAGGCGCCGGUUCCGACAAUUCGGUGGAGCAUUCUGAUUACAGAGCCAAACUCUCACAGAUCAGACAAAUCUACCACACGGAGCUGGAGAAAUACGAGCAGGCCUGUAAUGAGUUCACCACCCACGUGAUGAAUCUCCUGCGAGAGCAAAGCCGGACCAGGCCCAUCUCCCCGAAGGAGAUCGAACGGAUGGUCAGUAUCAUCCACCGCAAGUUCAGCUCCAUCCAGAUGCAGCUGAAGCAAAGCACGUGUGAGGCCGUCAUGAUCCUGCGUUCCCGGUUUCUGGAUGCGCGAUCCAUGGUUUGGAGGAAUUCCUCUAGUGAUUUUCUUGAAGAUGAGCUGAAUUCAAAGAAACGGCGGAAGAGACGGAAUUUCAACAAGCAAGCGACGGAAAUCCUGAAUGAAUAUUUCUAUUCCCAUCUCAGCAACCCCUACCCCAGUGAGGAAGCCAAAGAGGAGUUAGCCAAGAAGUGUGGCAUCACAGUGUCCCAGGUAUCAAACUGGUUUGGAAAUAAACGAAUCCGGUACAAGAAGAACAUAGGUAAAUUUCAAGAGGAAGCCAAUAUUUAUGCUGCCAAAACAGCUGUCACUGCUACCAAUGUGUCAGCCCAUGGAAGCCAAGCUAACUCACCGUCAACUCCCAAUUCAGCUGGUUCUUCCAGUUCUUUUAACAUGUCAAACUCUGGAGAUUUGUUCAUGAGCGUGCAGUCACUCAAUGGGGAUUCUUACCAAGGGGCCCAGGUUGGAGCCAACGUGCAAUCACAGGUGGAUACCCUUCGCCAUGUUAUCAGCCAGACAGGAGGAUACAGUGACGGACUCGCAGCCAGUCAGAUGUACAGUCCGCAGGGCAUCAGUGCUAAUGGAGGUUGGCAGGAUGCUACUACCCCUUCAUCAGUGACCUCCCCUACAGAAGGCCCUGGCAGUGUUCACUCUGAUACCUCCAACUGAUCUCCCAGCAGUCGCAUCCCGGCUGACCCUGUGCUCCAGUCGGGGCCGGGCCAGGAGGGAGGGUUUCUCAACGCUGAAGCGGUCAGACUGGAGGUCGAAGCAAUCAGCACACACAAUAAGAGUCUCCUUCUCUUCUCUUCUUUGGGAUGCUGUUUCAGCCAAUCUGGACACUUCUUUAUACUCUCUUCCCUUUUUUUCUGGGUAGAAGCCACCCUUCCCUGCCUCCAGCUGUCAGCCUGGUGUCCAUCAUCUUCCCUGCCCCUUUCCCUCUGUCCUAGACUCCCUGGGUCCCUGCCCUCUAUUACAUCCCUGAAGGAUAUUUUCAACAAUUAGAGGAAUUUAAAGAGGAAAAAAAAAAUACAAAGAAAAUAAUAAAAGUGUUGGUAUGUUUUCAUGCUGGUGGUUUGAGGGGCCAGACUUACCUCCCUGGGAUCCCUUGCUCCCUCUGUUAACAGGCAGUCCUUCUCUGUUUCUCUCGUUACUCUCACUACCUCUUAGCAGGAAUACGCCACAUUGCCCUACUCAUUCCAGGCCGCCCUACCUCCUCUUGCUCUAACCUCCCCGGGGGCGAUUCUGAUUAGAAUACAAUUCCUCCUCUUCCUUCUCAGCCCCAGGUAUUCUUUGGGGGCUGCCUUUGCUGGGCUUCUACAAGUGCCACAGUUUCUGGGUUCACCUCUGCUAGCUUGGUUCCCAGCAGGAAGUCAGGCAGCAAGAGAAGCCUCAAGGAACAAGGGCAGAAUUCCUAGAGGCUUUUGCAUCUUCCCAAUAACAGCUCUUCGUUUCAGAGGGACAGUCUCUGGAGACCGUGCAGUAAGUGGUGUUCAGAAUCUACUGCAAAACCAGGUCUGAGUUAGGCAUGGUGGUGAAUGCAUCACUAAGGAGUAGAAGGUUCUUAUCCUGCAACCCUUUACCUAUCCCCUUUAUCUCUCUCUCUCUCUCUCUCUCUCUCUCUCUCACACACACACACACACACACACACACACACAAGCAUACAAACGUAGGCAUGUGCACAGCCUCACACAUUACACUUGCCCCAAAUCAGGCACGUGCCACAUUCGGUUACCUAUAUUAGUAACCAUAGCAUUAUACCUUGUGAGCCCAAGAGAGGGAAUUAACAACUCUGAGUGAAGGUCACUGACACAGAGAAGCAGCGUGUGCCUGGGGCUUCCAGGCCCCCAGCGUGCACACACCAGAACGACAUACACAGGACUCGAUCGUGAUGAAGCCCAGGUUUCCAGUACAAACUAAUCCUGUUCUCACCACCUCUGGAGCUCUCAGGGAGCCACACACAGUACUUACAAAGCCUACAAUGGAUUUGGUUCUGUUUUGUUUUUGUGUUUAUGUUAGGGACAUUGUAUUAAUUAUCCAAAGGGUUAUAUGGCUCCAACAUUCUCGUCCUGGAGGAGAAAGAUGUAUAAGAACAUGACUUGGGCAAACUUUUUGCUUGCUUACUUUGAAGACCUGAGAGUGAUGGAGAGCAGGGAGGUCAUGCUUUCAGUGAAAUCAUCCAUGAUUUUUAUUCCCUGGUAGUAUCUGAGAGUGCAGAGUAGGUAAUAGAAAGCUGUCCUCAUGUCGCCUGUGCUCACAUUCUUCAUAGCCAACUGUGCCGGCAAUGAACACGGCAGCUCUGUCACUUGACUACGUGGGAGGUGGUGCCUCAUUUUCUUCAUCUGUAAAAUGGGGGUUAUUACGCCUGGCUCACCAAGAGGCCUGUGAGAGGCCGAAGAAGUUGAUUUCAUUCAUAUCCAAUCUGUAAUUGUGAAGUCAGGGGAAGAAGCAUCCAUAAGAUAAACUGGUUCAUGCCACAUGGGGGCAAUAAAUGGUUUUCCUGUUCUAACUUCUGGUUAACAUUAGUCCCCUGAGGUCAUCAGCCUGAUGACAAAGAGAAGGGUUAGUGUUGUUCCUUCUGUUUGUUUUGGUCUGCUUGGUUUCUUAGAAUAGAGAUGUCUCUAAAUUGGAAAAAAUGGGACGUGGUUCUCUAAGCUUGUACUUGAAUCCAGUAUGUGGCCUUGUAACUACUUAGUCCCUGUCACAUCUGCUAUGUUUGAGCGGCCUCCGGGAGAGGUAUAAGACCCUGAGGGGUGAGAGUGGCCAGCUAACAAGGUCAUGGACAUUCUGCAUGACGCUUCAGUAAUGAUUCGAAAAUGUUCCUGUGUGUGGCUGUUGGGAGGCGGGGGGUUAACCUAAGGAACUAGAAGGUAUGUGUAUUUGAAGGAAAUGCAAAAAGUAAAUAGUUGGCAAGAUGGCAUUAUGCCUGGAUGACUGAGGUCAGUAGAAAGACUCUCUUCUAACCAGUGCCGUAAUCAGAGCAGGGCUUGAUAAAGAGGAUUCCUGGAAGGAGCCAUCCUGUGACCAUUCUACAGUGAUUAAAACCAGUGGAGAACUUUGUCUGAGUGGCAGGGAUCUAUUGAAACUACCCACAGAGGAAUAUGGUGGGAUCGCAUCCCCCUGAUUAGGGGCAAAGUACAAAAGGGACACAAAAGGGUUCUCUUGGAAACAGGAAGAAUGAUUCCAGAUUUGGGUUGAAUGAUUGCCGUUUUAAGUUGAUGAAAUAGAUCAGAGCAGUGCUACCUUUGCACAAGCAGUCUCUCUCCCUGCAGUAGUUUGCACUGAUCACCUCUCACAGCAUCUUCCCCACCUAGCACUUCAUGCAGUGCUCUUCGCAUCCAGUACCUUUCCCACGACUUCCCCUCCUCGCCUACGAUCACAUCCAACGUGGCGGCCACCACAUCUCUUUGCAUUAAGCGAAGCAUGAGAAUGCUGGCAGCGGAAGGUUGGGGAUGGAAAGUAGCGUGCCUCUGGAAAUACAGCUCCCUGGGAAUUCGUAUUAGGUCAAUCCUACAGAUACCAAAAUGUGCCCCAAGACGCCUUCAUUUUCUGAUGGAAGUGGGAGCGCUCCAUUUUCCCUGGCAGAUUUCCCCUGAGAAAUGAUACCAGCCCUAGGGUUUGCCCACCUUGUAACUCUUCAUCACAUCCUCCUUUUCAUCCCUGACUCCUCCCCCUGGCUUGGAAUUGACUCCUGUGCGGUACUUUUGCCAAGUGACACCUUUCCAUUUAUUUUUCAUUUUUCUGUGGUGGUAGUUCUUUAUUUACCGUUUGCCUUUUCUCUCACAUAUCUUCCCUGCCCCUCUUUCCUUCUGAGUUUUAUUUUUCUGCCCAGAAAAACCUGACUUCGAUACCAAAAAAAGAUGAAACUACAGAAACUCAAAUUUAAAAAAAAAAACUUAAAAAAACACAAAAAAAUACUCAACGAUUCUUUCAGCUUUAUUAACAUUUUCCAUUGUUUCUUGCGACUCGUGUCUCGUUCUUUGUAGUAUUGAUGAUGAACAUUUGAUAAUGAAUGUUCUUGUAUAUUCAGAUAAAGAAAAAAAACCAAAAAAGCGGUCUGAAUUUAAUAGUGUUUAUAAUAAAAAUUUUAAAAAUGACCCUCAUAGCACGCAAAACAGGAUGGGGGAUUUCCCCUCUUCUUUCUGUGACAAUGCACAUCAUUCCUGCAUUAGUUUUUAACACCGAACUACCUACAUUCACCAUUUCCCCCAUUUUUCUUUUAUUUUCUUGCAUUUGUGAAUUAGUUCAAGAAUGCUAGAAAAGUGUCGAGUUGUGCACAUCCAUUUCCUGUUUCACAAUGUUUAAAAGUGACAGUAAUUCAUUUUGUAAACUAAAAAAAAAAAAAAAAAAAAAGGUUGGAAUAGUGAGCAUAAUAGGUACAGCCUAACACGUUAUUAUGUUUAUUAACUUCGAGACCCAGAAAUAAAUUCUUUUCUUUUCUUUCUUCUGCUCUUUAAAAUAUAAAAAAAGAAACUAUGUUUUGUUUUGUGUUAUUUUUGGUUUGUUUAUGGGGGGGCUUUUUUUAAUUGUCAGGAUUAUGGUCUUGCUGUUUUUAUUCCUUAAAUAUGUAUUUGAGGUGAUGUGAAAAGAUGACAUUUGUAGAAUAGGCUGUUUCCUUGUACUUCCGUUUGUUUCAGAAUUCAGUUGACUUCAAAGAUCAAGCCCACCAUGAUUCAUAUUUUUUCACCUGCAGUUUUUGGAGUGUGUGGCAUUCUUGCAAUCCCUGAGAAAAACAAAGGCAAGGACUUGAGUUUUCUUUUUAGCCUUUAACAAUUCAAGGAAUUGGUCCAGGGGACCUUCUUGUGCUGUAGGGAAAGGUUUUUGCCUUGGUUGGUUGUGAAUGACACAAUAAAAUGCUUUCUUUUCUUUCUUCCUGAUUAAUAACAACGUUCCACGACUCUUUCCAGCUAGAGAGGACUUUUUUCUUCCAGUAGAAUCCCACAGGAGAUCCUGGUGGGCUGUGCACCGCUGGCUGAGUAGACCAGAUCCAGGAAGCCGUCCUAGAGUCAUUUGGCCUACUGAUCUUUUGAGCCAGACUCAGUGCUGUUGUUACAGUGCUGAGCAGUUACACCUGAUUCAUUGGCAGUGCGCCUCGUAUGAACCUCUGAUUUAGGCAGCUGUCAAACUGGCUUGAUUUGGGAUGUUUUUGUUAAGUUAGGGGAGAAAAGAAAGCAAUAUUAUCUGGAGGAAGCUUAAUUUAAAUGUUUUUCAUUCAACAAAUGAUUAAGCAUUCAGAAAGCAGCAAGAACCCAAGCAAGAAGAGUUAAGAACACUUUAGGAAGUGUUUCUACCCAAACGCUUGCACUCUUGUUUUUAAGUCAUAACAAAAUAAUGACAAGCUUUUCACAUCACCUUUAUGGUUUCAAUCCCUAGCUCAAAGCUUUCUGGAAUCUUUUAUUUUUUUGUAAACUUUUUUUUCCUUUUGUUAAAAUUAAUAAAACAUCCAAUGUUUUCCCCCUUUUCUCUCUUUUUACUUCUUUUCUUUCCUUUGGCGUUUUCAACUAUUUUGAAGUGCUUUCCUUUGGUUUUUGGUUUUAUUCUCCCGCUCCCCCUCCCCUGUUCUUAUUAUUCAGAGUAUAAACCUGCAAAGCUCUGCUCUGUUUUGGUUUUGAAAGUUUAAGCUUUCCUGCUUCUGUGAGAGCACAGGCUUCUGUCCCUUUUGAUUCCAACUGAAAUUUUGUGUUCUCUAAUGAUACUAACACGGUGUAGGUUUUACAGUCUCCUAAUUUGUACUGGUAAUGCAUAUUCCAAAUAAAUAGUUUCUUUUGUUGCAAAAAA